Messenger RNA from Clarias gariepinus (North African catfish), 2050 nucleotides. RefSeq names its product polyisoprenoid diphosphate/phosphate phosphohydrolase PLPP6-like. The record is from RefSeq and is a predicted model, not a curated record. The coding region runs from base 84 to 851 and encodes 255 amino acids. Gene Ontology annotation, molecular function: sphingosine-1-phosphate phosphatase activity. Lineage: Eukaryota; Metazoa; Chordata; Actinopteri; Siluriformes; Clariidae. The transcript is spliced from 2 exons.
UAAAUAACCCAGGUGAGUUAAAAAAGAAACCCGUGCCAGUCUAUGGUACAGUAGGUGACGAGGCUCUGGGCUUCAGUCUCGCCAUGCCGUCUCCUAGAGCGCGCAGGAGCAGCCUCGUGAGUAACGGAAGGCUCGAGCUGCCGGCCACAUCCUCAUCCUCCUCUUCAUCAUCCACUCGGUCCCGAAGGCUCUCCAGCAUCACCUGCGCUGCGUCCGUGCCGCCGCCGCCGCUCGCGCCCCGCCCGAGUCAGUCUGUUCCCGCCGUGGCGCUGCGCUCGCUGCAGGCUGUGGACGUGUGGCUCUCCCGGAGGAUGGCGCUGUGCGCCGGCAAGGAGGCGCCUCUGGGCGGCAUGAGGCCGCUGGUGAAGCUGCUGGAGCUGACGGGACACGCGGCGCCCUGGAUCUCCAUCACCUUUUACCUCCUGAUCUGCAGUGAAACCGCCGAGGAGCAGGAGGUCAUGAUCAACCUGUUCCUGGCGCUCCUGUUAGACCAAGCCCUGGUUAGAAUAGUGAAGCAUGCAGUAAGUUAUCAUCACUCAGAGUGGUUUGCUACGAUGCUGCAUCCUCAUUCCUUCCCAUCGGGCCACACUACGAGGGUUGCCAUGUGCGCGCGUUUCCUGCACGCUCGCCUGCUCUCCGACUGCCCCAUGCGGUUCGUGGUGCUCUUCUGGAUGGGGCUGCUGGCUCUGACGCAGGUGCUGCUCGGUCAGCACAAUGUGAGCGGCGUUGUCCUGGCCCUGGUCAUGGGCUCGUGUCAGUACAGAGUGGUGGACACGUACUGGCUGUCUGUCAGGAGACUGAAGGACGUCUUGAUAGCUACACUGGGGAAACAUAUAACUCAGAGAGGAUGAGACGUUUCAUACACCAGUAAUUACUGCACUGGUGAGAAGAUGACACACGACGCGUGGGAUGAAAUGGUGUUAUUAAUGAACAAAACUGAACAAAAAACCUUUAUACUGUAUGAGGAUGUGAUCAAACUAUUUACCAUGGAAAAACACACACAAGCUUUCGCUCUAAUGCAAAACUCAGUCUUGCUUAUACGGUAUAUACAGUGUGCAUGCUGUCAGUAUUUUUUUUUUGGUUUGUUUGGAAUAUAAUGUACUGUAUUUGCCAUCUUGGCAAACGUGCACAAAUGAAACUAAUAGCUUGUCUAGAUUUUCUAGUGUGUGUGUGUGUGUGUUUAGAAAUACCAAUCAUUCUUUGAGGCUCCGAGCACAUUGCCAGUGCAAGUGAUUUACUGUAUAUUUAGCCACACCCACAAAGCUCAAAAUGUCACCUAAUGUCAUCUAAGAGGUGAAAAUAGUGCCUCAUGAAGUGUAUUGAUAUUUUCGAGUAACACCGCUCAGCCACUCUUAAGUGAAAAUACAUCCGACUCUUAGGGUUAUUAUAGGUCAUAGUGUACAAGGGCCCAAUGAAAGUGUGUCCGUAUUCUGCGUGUUCUCCAUGUCACACUGUGCAAAUCUGUAAAUUGUUUAAAUUAUUAAUCAGCGUAAUCCGUAAAUAAACGAGUUUACGGUCAAAUUUGCAUAUACAAUCACAGCAUGAUGAAUUCAACCAAACUCUUUGUAUUAUACACUACCAUAAGUCACAAGUUUGGACACACCUCAUAAUGGCUUUUCUGAUGUUUAUUUCUUUCUACGCUGUUAAACAAUGCAUCCAAAAUAUAGAAUAAUCUUAUAUUUGAUAUUGAGAUGUAUGUUUGAUACUUCUGCUCUGUAAAUCCUUCAUAACGGCUCUAAUCUGAGGUGCUGGUUGUUAAUUGGUGAUUUCUGAGGCUGGUGACUCUAAAUGAACGUCUCCUCUGCAGCAGAGGUCAGUUUUGGUCUUGUUUUCCUGGGAAGGUCUUCAUGAGAGACAGUUUCAUCAUGGUGCUUGAUGGGUUUUGCAAACGCACUCGACACAAUACUGUUCUUUUGUUCCAGACCGUUCCAGAUCAGCUGACUUCUGUUCUGUCUGGCUGUUGUUGUUGUUGUUGUUAAUUACCUAAUUCUAUACGUGUUAUUUCAUAGUAUUGAAAAAAAAAAUCCAGUAUUGUUCUAGAACCUCGAAA